AUGGCGGAGUGCCGCAGCCUCAUCGAGUUCCUGCGCGCCUUCGAGCACCACCGCAGGGCGGCCGACUCCUCAUGCGGCGCCCGAUCCAAGCGCCUGCCCCCCUCCUCCUCCGCCCCCUCCGGACGCACCCGCAACCUCACCGCGCUCUGCGACCACUCGCCGAUGGCCCUGGUGGACGCGCUCGUGCUGCUCGCCGUGCUCGCCGCGCUGGGCUUCCUCGUGGCCCCGCACGCCAGGCUCCUCCUCCUCGAGGCGCGCGCGCUGCUGCUCCACCCGGCGGCCUCCUGCGUCUCGGCCGCGCCGCUCGCGGGGGCCGCCGCGGCCGUGGCCGGCGCCGCGCUCGGCUGGGCGCUACUGGGCCAUCACGCGCGCAAGUGCGGCAAGCCGCGCUGCAGGGGCCUCAAGAAGGCCGUCGAGUUCGACAUCCAGCUCGAGACGGAGGAGUGCGUGCGCGGCCGCCCCACCCCCGCCGCGCGAUCGGCGCUGCUCGCCGCCGCGGGCGCGCGCCCCGUCGAUCUCGGCGACGCGCACCGCGAGCUCGAGGCCGAGCUCCGCAAGAUGGCGCCGCCCAAUGGCCGCACCGUGCUCAUCUUCCGCGCGCCCUGCGGAUGCCCCAAGGGCCGCAUGGAGGUCUGGGGCGCCAAGAAGGUGCGCCGGAUCAAGAAGUAG
Molecule: messenger RNA, 669 nt
Organism: Triticum turgidum subsp. durum (durum wheat)
Lineage: Eukaryota; Viridiplantae; Streptophyta; Magnoliopsida; Poales; Poaceae
Source: the annotation of a GenBank genome assembly